Molecule: messenger RNA, 1360 nt
Organism: Macadamia integrifolia
Lineage: Eukaryota; Viridiplantae; Streptophyta; Magnoliopsida; Proteales; Proteaceae
Exons: 2
Coding region: 285-869 (194 amino acids)
Source: RefSeq, a predicted model, not a curated record
ACUCAAAAAUUGCUAUAUGGCCUUCUGAGACAUCUCACUACUUUUUGGAGCGUCUUCUACACCAACAACAAAGGAGAAAGAAUGGAGAUAAUGGGUUGAAAAAAAAACAAUUUCAAGUAGUCUCAACUGAAUUAUAUGAUAGAUUUCAUAUGACACAUGACUAGGGACAGUGCCGCAAUCACUACAGGAUAUGGAAAGCAAGGUUGAAGUCGCUUGUUGACUUGCAAAAAAACAGUGGAAUGGGUUGGAAUGACCAUGAGAAGUAGUUUGAUGCACCGCAACAUAUGUGGAAUGAAUUCAAGAAACAAGAGCAAAGAUUUUGGAGAGAGCAUAGAGUGCUUCCCAUUCACCUACAAACUGUUGAAUGGAUGCAUAAUGAAAUUGCUACCGGGGCUGGAUCUUCACACCCAUCCGAUGCAAUCAAUGAGGACCAGCCUUACAUUCCAGUGCCAAUUGAUGAAGAAAUUAGCUUGUACAAUUAUGAUGCUAUUGAUGAUAAUGUUGGUGAAAGUGCCCAUUAUACUCCCAAUGCAAGUAGCAAUUGUUCCCGUGGUAGGCCUAGUUCAGGGGUAACAAGUAAAGAGAAGAAGAAGAAAGGAGGUGCAGAGAAGGUUAUUAGUCCUUUGAAGGUGAUAGCCAAUGCAAUUAUGGAGAUGGCCAAGCAAGACCCCCGGAAGGAAUUUGUAAAAAAAUUAUGUAUUGAGAUUGAUGCACUUCCAGGAGUUGAGUUUGAUAAAAAAUUGCGUGCUAAACAAUUCUCCAUGCAACAUAAGGAAUUGGCUCUCAUCUUCUUGAAUGCCAACGAGGUAGAUAAGCCUAAAGUGUUUGAACACUACAUGAAGAAUAUCGAAGAUGGUGGUCAAGAUUGAGGAGGUGUCACUUUAUUUAUUUAUGAUUAGUGUGUUGUUUCAAAACAUGAGUAAAUACUAACUAGACAAUAUAUGACAAACAUUUGCAAUGCUUAUUUUGGUGAUGUAAUAGUGACUCGAUUUUUGAACUCUCUCAUUUAAACUGAUCAGCUGGUGAUUGGUAAGCUUCUGUAAGAAGGUAUUAUGAGUUUUAUUGGAAAGUAAUAGAGUUGGAUGUCUGUUUAUCUAUAAUGCUCAUGGGCAUAUAUGGUAAAUUAGUUUUUGCUAUGGUGUGUGAUCCUUCAUGGGUCGUCUGAUUCUGAAGAGCAAAGCUGCAAUAGUAAAUUUUCUGCAUACUAACAAUUUCUACAUGUAGGGUUUUUUUUUGGUCUUAUGCUGAGUAUUUUUUUCUUAGACUUGGCACAUAAUGCUUUGAAUUCCAUUGGCUUCUUGAAAGGAAAUCUUUGGGUAAGAUAAACUUGUAGGGUAUUAAUAAUUAAAUGGUUCACAGA